AUGCCGCAGAAAGAAAGAGAUGAAAUAAUGAAGGAGUUUAGAGAGGGGCAGAGUAGGGUUUUGAUAGCGACAGAUAUAUGGGGUAGAGGUCUUGAUGUACACCAGGUUUCUUUGGUUAUAAACUAUGAUCUCCCCAACAGCCGUGAGCUGUAUAUACACCGCAUCGGUCGUUCGGGUCGUUUCGGGAGAAAGGGUGUGGCUAUCAACUUCGUCAAGAACGAUGAUAUUCGUAUUCUGAGAGAUAUCGAGCAAUACUACGCAACUCAGAUUGAUGAGAUGCCGAUGAAUGUCGCAGACUUGAUCUAA
This is a messenger RNA of Eimeria mitis, 306 nucleotides long. Its product is annotated as ATP-dependent helicase, putaive, putative. Gene Ontology annotation, cellular component: nucleolus; catalytic step 2 spliceosome. The record is from RefSeq and is a predicted model, not a curated record. The transcript has 3 exons. Gene Ontology annotation, molecular function: RNA helicase activity; mRNA binding. The coding region runs from base 1 to 306 and encodes 101 amino acids. Lineage: Eukaryota; Apicomplexa; Conoidasida; Eucoccidiorida; Eimeriidae.